This is a messenger RNA of Chroicocephalus ridibundus (black-headed gull), 3320 nucleotides long. RefSeq names its product kelch like family member 21 (gene KLHL21). Lineage: Eukaryota; Metazoa; Chordata; Aves; Charadriiformes; Laridae. The transcript is spliced from 6 exons. Gene Ontology annotation, molecular function: protein binding. The record is from RefSeq and is a predicted model, not a curated record. Bases 389 to 2194 code for a protein of 601 amino acids.
GUCCGGGCCUGCGCGGUGGCUGGCGCGGGGGCCGCCGGGAGCGGCGGUCGGGGCAGGGCCGCUGGAGGGCGAGGCUGGGGUGGCGGCGAGCGGAGCGGGGAGCGGCGGGGAGCAGCGGGCCCCAACCGUACCCGCGGUUCGUAUUCUCCGUGGAGGAGUCCCGUAUCGCACCCGCUCUGCUGAGUAUGGCGCGGGCUACGUGGGACCGUUGCAUCCAGAAAGGCUGAAAAGGCAACGAGUUUAGUACAGAAGAAUUUUAUUGCUAUGGCAUUUAUUUGACUGGAAGUGAUUACUGAGCAAGCUGGAUGUGAGCGGGGACAGGGAGGUCUGGCAGGACACCAGCCGUAACGCUUCCAGACCAAGCACGGGAGGUCUUCAGAGGCACGAUAUGGCGGCGAGCACCGGCUGCGGCGGCGGUGGGACGGCGGCAGCGGCGACGGGGGAGCCAGCGCACGCGGUGUCGCUGCUGCGGGGGCUGAGCGCGCUGCGGGCGGAGCGGAGCCUGCUGGACGUGACGGUGGUGGCAGGCGGCCGGGAGUUUGGGGCGCACCGUGCUGUCCUGGCCGCUGCCUCUGGCUACUUCCGCGCCAUGUUCGGCGGGGCGCUGCGGGAGGCGCGGGCCGAGCGGGUGCGGCUGCACGGCGUGGAGCCCGAGUGCCUGGCGCGACUCCUCGACUUUGCCUACACCGGCCGGGUGGGCGGGUUGGGCCCCGACAUCGCUGAGCGCCUGCUGCGCGCCGCUGACCUGCUGCAGUUCCCCGCCGUCAAGGAGGCCUGUGGCGCCUGGCUAGCGCGCCAGCUGGAGCCCGCCAACGCCCUGGACAUGCAGGACUUCGCCGAGGCCUUCGCCUGCCCGGCACUGGCAGCUGCUGCCCACCGCUUCGUCCUGCGGCACGUGGGUGAGCUGGGCGCCCAGCUGGAGCGGCUGCCACUGCCGCGCCUCCUCUCCUACCUGCGGGACGACGGGCUCUGCGUCCCCAAGGAGGAGGCCGCCUUCCAGCUGGCGCUGCGCUGGGUACGCGCUGACCCUGCUGCCCGUGCCCCGCUGCUGCCGCAGCUCCUGGCCCACGUCCGCCUGCCCUUCGUGCGCCGCUUCUACCUGCUGGCUCACGUGGAGGGUGAGCCGCUGGUGGCCCGCUGCCCGCCCUGCCUGCGCCUCCUGCGUGAGGCACGCGACUUCCAGGCCGCCCGCCUCGACCGCCACGACCGGGGGCCCUGUGCCCGCAUGCGGCCCCGGCCCUCCACCGGCCUGGCCGAGAUCCUUGUCCUCGUCGGUGGCUGCGACCGUGACUGCGACGAGCUCGUCACCGUUGACUGCUACAACCCACGCACUGGCCACUGGCGCUACCUGGCCGAGUUCCCCGAGCACCUGGGUGGGGGCUACAGCGUCGCUGCCCUGGGCAACGACAUCUACGUCACCGGAGGAUCGGACGGGUCGAGGCUGUACGACUGCGUCUGGAGGUACAAUUCCAGCGUGAACGAGUGGACGGAGGUGUCUCCCAUGCUGAAAGCCAGAGAAUACCACAGCUCCACGGUCCUGGACGGGCUGCUGUACGUGAUCGCCUCCGACAGCACGGAGCGCUACGACCACUCGGUGGACAGCUGGGAGGCUCUGCAGCCCAUGCUGUACCCCAUGGACAACUGCUCCACCACCUCGUGCCGCGGCAAGCUGUUCGCCAUCGGCUCCCUGGCUGGCAAAGAGUCCAUGGUGAUGCAGUGCUACGACCCCGACAGCGACCUCUGGUCCCUUGUGAACUGCGGCCACCUGCCCCCCUGGUCCUUCGCCCCGAAGACCGUCACUGUCAACGGCCUCAUGUAUUUCAUAAGAGAUGACUCGGCUGAAGUGGAUGUUUACAAUCCAGCGAAGAACGAGUGGGAUAAAAUCCCUGCCAUGCUUCAGGUUCACGUUGGGGGGAGCGUGGCUGUGCUCGGCGGGAAGCUCUAUGUCUCUGGCGGCUACGAUAACACGUUUGAACUCUCGGACGUCCUGGAGGCCUACGACCCUGAGACGCGCACAUGGAGCGUGGUGGGCCGACUGCCCGAGCCCAUCUUCUGGCACGGCAGCGUCAGCAUAUUCCGGCAGUUCAUGCCGGAAACCACACAGGAGGAUGACGGCAUCACGCUGGACAACACCAUCAACUUGAACAGGCAGCGCCAAAACCUUCACGACCAGAACCUUAACGAGCUUCGUUAGCAGGGGAAAGUGCUGACCCCUGGCUCGACGCGAGUUCGUUAUCCAGAACCAGUGUUGCUUUGAGAGAAGGCAGUGGCAAACCGGUGCUUGGAAACACAAACGUACUGAUGAUAGAGGGAGUGAAAACUGCGUGUUUGACGUGCUGCUGCGGAACCGCAGCCGGCAGAGAGCGAGGCCCCCGCUGUGGCGUCCCUCGGCCCUUCCCUGGGGUGGGAGAAGGCGCCGCGCUGCCCACAGAGGAGACCCGAGGGGUGAACUCUGAGGAAAGCGAUUGCCUUGAACGUCACCGCAGCAUCGCAGCUUACGGCUUUCGGUCAGGCAGCUUUUGCAGGGAGCUCCUUCACCCCGUAAUGCUUCGUUUGCCACCAAACUCCUUCCUUCAGUUUCUUUUUCGGGAGGGGUCUGUCUGGUAGGACAGGUCUGGACCCCACCUCUGUUCAGUGCCUGGGAGGAAGACGGACGUCCUGUGCUCGUCUUCCUCUGCGUGGUUAGAGGUUAGAGCUCUUCCCAGGAGAGCUGGAGCCCUGUUCGGGGUGAGGCUCAUACGAGAACGUGGGCCUUCGGUUCCCGUUCGUGCCUUCGGAAGGGACGGGCGUCCUGCAGCAGGGAGCUCCCCGAGGCUGCGUUAUGAAGCUUCACCUUUCCCUUUGUCUGAACGUCAGUUCUUCCUGUAUUUCGGUGGGGUUUUUUCAGUUGCAGCAUUGAAACGUUUGCAGGUAUUUGCUUUACAGCCCUUCCUAGCACAGCACUUUUUCCUUCUAAGAAGAAACACCCUUAUUUAUCUUGAAUCCCAUUCUCACAGCUAGAUUGUUUGCAUUUCUGAUCACCCCGGCUGUGCCAUCCUGUAAGGGGAAGGGGGGAGCGAGUUCCCCCCUUAGCUGGCCCGAGGGGUGACUCCUGGGGCCGCUCUCGCCUCCCGCUGCGGCGGGGCAGAACCAGGCAGAAAAAGCUGCUGCGUGUGGCGAGGGCUGUUUGCGGUCGGUUCUGUGCCGAGCUCUCGGCCAGCGCGCUGGGUUGGGCAGAUCGACCCCCUGCAGCAAGGGCUGGUUUUUAUUUCUUCACUGUUUUAAAGGAGCUAAGUUGGCGUUGUACUAGUUUAGAAAAAAAAAAAAAAAAAAAAACCAAA